Varanus komodoensis (Komodo dragon) is the source of this 3211-nucleotide messenger RNA. It is a transcript of the gene HEATR4, whose product is annotated as HEAT repeat containing 4. The record is from RefSeq and is a predicted model, not a curated record. Gene Ontology annotation, molecular function: oxidoreductase activity. Lineage: Eukaryota; Metazoa; Chordata; Lepidosauria; Squamata; Varanidae.
AUGGCUGGCGGAACCUCGCUUACGCGCAGGCCACAUGUGAGGAACCUUGCCAGUUUUGAAAAGAUGGAAGUAUCUGCUUUUUUCAAGAGCAAAAAUCCCUUCCCCCUUGAAUCUAGUCUGAAGUUUAAAGUUGAAAGGAAGAACUUACCUUCUCACAAUGCCAUGGUUUCUUCCGCAAGGGCCACAUUGCCUUUAAUAUAUCAGAACGAUGUUUGCCGUGCCAAGUGGCACUAUGCAUGCUACAAAAAAGAGUGCUUUAAGAAAGUUGCUCAGGACCUUCAUUUUGCAAAAGAUGUUGUUAAGCACAGAGUGCCCUCAGCUGUGCCUUAUAAGGAAUAUAACCACAUGCACCUAUAUGAUUUUUCCAGUUUUAUGCAACCACAAGUAAAUGUAAAAAUUAUUUCUAAGAAGCAGCCAAGGAAGCUCAAACCAUUGAGGAGAGUGCCUUUCAGAAUGAAAUCAGACAUUGCUUCUACCAAGCAUGUCACCACCACAAAUGCUCCUGUGUCUUUGGAAGAAAGCAUUUGGAAAGCCAGGGAAGAAAGUACAUUUGCAGAGCCACAUCUGCUGGUACCUAUUCCUUCUCCUCCACCUCCGCCUCCGCCUCCUCUUCCACCUACUUGUGAGCCUCUGUACAGACAAGCGUUCCUGACUGAAGUUCAGGAACCAUUAAGAGGCACAAUGAACAAAAGAUCAGCAAAAUUCACAACAAUCCGGGGUACCACAGUCCCUGAACUAGAGCAUAAAGACCUGGGAUGGGAAGAAAAACUGUUGACAAAGUUAAGCAAAGCUACAGCUCAGUGGAUUGUGAAUAAUCAGCCCUCUUGGGGAGGCUGGAUUCAGGGUAAGCCACAGGGUUUCAAGAGGCAAAAAUAUGACUGGAAUAGUAUCAGGUAUGUACUGCCUUUUGAACGUGAUGUGGAAUUACUGGAUGAAAUUCAGGCGGAGGAGAAUGUUGUGGAAAGUUGUAUUCAAAGCCAAGAAGCAAAGCAACAAGAGAUGCCUCUCCCUGCCUAUUAUAGGACACCAUCUUUCCACACAAGAGUGCUGCGCCUAGAUGACCCAACUGCUAGAAACCAAACAGCAGAUAUAAUACCAGAGAAGAGUCUCAAACCGGUAUUCCCUAUCAAACAUCAUGAGAGACUGAACUCUCGAGUUGGGAAAUACUCUUAUACCACCCAGAAUGUCUUUGAGCAAGAUCUCUAUUUUGGGUCAGCCAGAAUUGUUCAUCAAGAGACCAAGAAGGAUUGUUUGGUUAUGGAUAAUCAUGAUGAAUAUUACAAACACCUUGAGCAAUGCUACCCAAGACCUCCUGAGCUCUGGAGUUUCAGGCCACCAAAAAAGACAAUUCAAAGGGUGCAAAAGGGAGCCAUCCACUGGACAGCACCUCCCACCCUCAUUGAAGACUUUGCUAAAACGGGAGAGGUUCAACUCUCUGUACCACCUGGGAAGAAAAGAAAGUGCCAAAGGAGACCUGAAGAAGAUGUACCUGAGGAGAUUCUUAUCCGCAGGACUAUGCUGCAACAGUGGAAGGCUGCUUGGAAAUAUGAUCCUCGGUGGCAGUCAGCAACUAUAGAAGGAUUAAUUAGAGAUCUAGUAGAUGUGCAUGUUCAUAACCGGAUCAAUGCGAUACUUAUGUGUGCAUCUGCUGUGCUUGAACAGUCUCAAGCAGUCCAAGAAAUAAGUCAGGAGACAGUAAUAGGAAUAGAAGCUGGUGCAAAGGUAUUCACAACUGAGGAUAUACCAGAGAGAAUCCAGCCUUUACUUCGAAAUACUCUGUUUGAUAAAGAUGCCCAUGUGAGAAUGGCUGCUGCGGUGUGCUUUUAUGCUAUAGGGCAGAGUAAUGAAAACGCACAGGCCAUCAUGAAGGAUGCUCUGCUCAAUGGGAAUAGUGCAGACAGCUGGACAGCAUCUCAGGCCCUGGCACUGGAGGGCAUGACCAGUUUCUCAGUUGUGAAGAGGAUUCUGUCCCAAAUUUUCAAUCACACGGACAGUGCUGCAGAAGAUCAGGCUGUUCUUCUGUUAACUCGGCUUAGCAAAUGCACAGGCUUGGUUCAUUGUUUACUGGCAACUGAAUUGAACAGCUACCAGUGGAAACGUCGGGUUUUGGCCUGUAAAACAUUGUCUCGUAUUCGUGGGAGUGUCAGUCAGGAUCUCAAGAACAAAAUUGUUCAGCUGAUGUGGACAGAUUGGAAAUUUGACGUACGCCAGGCAGCUGCUAAGGCAUUGGGACAUCUGGAGCUUGGGAAAGAAGUUCAUGACCAGCUCAGGGAGAGGUUGAAAAGAGGAAAUUACCGGAUGCGGGUGGAAGCUCUGUCAUUGAUUGGCUUGCUGAAACUCAUGACAGCCAGAUUGCUGCCUAGUUUUCUCCAGUGUUUCUCAGACAACUUUGUAGCCGUCCGAAAAGAAGCCUGCUGGGCAGCUGGAGUACUUAAGAUUAAAGAAGAGACGGUGCUUAAAUGCCUUUUUAAGAUAAUGCAGACAGACCCACUCUGCAAAAUAAAGGCUCUGGCUAUCAGAGCUCUGGGUCAGAUCGGUGAGGCAAGCCCCUACUUAAAAGAUCUGCUUCUUUGGGCCCUUCACUAUGAAGAAGACCCUGGGGUACGAAGGGAAGCCUGUCGUAGUAUCAUCAUUCUCAAGAUGCAGGAUGAAACCGUUCGGGCUACCUUACUGGAAAGAAUGAUAUUGGAGCCAAAUGAGCUUGUCAGAGAGGAGGUGAGUCGUGCUGUGACAACUUUCAAUUUUGAACAGGAAGAGGAACAAGAAAUGAUCCAGAAGAUCAAAGACAAGAUUGCCACGUUAAGCCAAAAAGACUUGGUGAUUAAGAAACUGCUGAAACUCCAAGAGAUAACAGAAAACACAUGGCAUGAAGCCCAUCGCAUCUACCGGGAAAAGGGAGAUACCUUUGCAUACAGAGAGAUACAGGACAUCUUCUUUGCUGCUGUUCAAGCUCCUUUCACCGUGCAAACUCACUGUCCAAGCAGGAAGUUCUCGAAGUUACGGUCUGCUAUCUUAAAGUUAUUACCAUGGUUAGGAAUCUCACCAAACCCAUGGACACAAAAAGCCUUCCUAGGAGCACAGGAAAUACACAAUGCUGAGAAAAGAAAGGUUCCACAAAACCAAAAAUACUGACAGAGAAGCAGAAAGAUUUCAGUGUCAUCAAGAAGAGUGAAGAAACAACCGCCACUGUUCAUUUUGUGCCAUAGCUAAG